Lonchura striata (white-rumped munia) is the source of this 908-nucleotide messenger RNA. NCBI's taxonomy places the organism in Eukaryota, Metazoa, Chordata, Aves, Passeriformes, Estrildidae. The record is from RefSeq and is a predicted model, not a curated record.
CCCCCCACACCGCGUCAAGUCCAUCUCCAUGACGACGUUCAGCGAGGCCGAGGUGCUGUUCCUGCAGGCGCGGGGCAAUGAGGCCUGCAGGCGGGUCUGGCUCGGCACCUUCGACCCCCGGGCGUCGCUGCCGCCCGACUCCCGUGACCCCCAGAAGCUGAAGGAGUUCCUGCAGGAGAAAUACGAGAGGAAGCGGUGGUACGUGGCGCCGGAACCGCCGAAACCGCCCCGGAGCGCCGCGGCAGAGCCCCCCCGGCCCCUCCGCGGGGACGCAGCCCCGCUGCCCCAGCGCCCCCCCCAGCCGGCCCCAAAGGCCGGCACCGACCUCCUGGCCGACAUCGGGGGGGACCCCUUCGCCUGCCCGGCCCCCGCGCCCGAAUUCGCCGCCUUCCCCGGCCCGGCUCCACCCCGCUCUGCCUUCCCCAGUUCCGACGCCUUCGGCACCACCAGCACUGGAGCAGCGACCUUUGGGGGGGCUGUGCCCCCCUUCCACGUCCCACCCACCCCCACAGGCUGCACCAACCCCUUCACGACCCCCAGACCCUCCAGGAACCCCUUCCAGAGCAGCGGCCCUGGAGCUGCUUUCACCUCUCCUCCCGUUCCUGGGGGCUUCCCCAGCCCCUUCCAGGCUGACGGGUCGCCUUUCGGUGGGUUCAACGUUGCCAAAGCUUCCACCAACCCCUUCGUGACCCUCCCGACCCCGGCAGUGCCGCUCGGCCUCAGGCACCGGACCACCAACCCCUUCCUAUGACCGCCGCUGCUCCGCCUCUCCCGCCGGGACCAGGUUUUAUUGUCGUUUCCGGAGAUUUAUGGCGAUAUUUAAUGUAUAAAUUCGAUAGAAACGGCGUACCCUCACUAAAGAUGGCGGCCGCGGUGACGCCGCUCCUCACGGCUUUGCCCUCGGCAAA